Messenger RNA from Bursaphelenchus okinawaensis, 1017 nucleotides. The record is from the annotation of a GenBank genome assembly. NCBI's taxonomy places the organism in Eukaryota, Metazoa, Nematoda, Chromadorea, Rhabditida, Aphelenchoididae.
AUGUCAUCAAAAACAGAAUUGGCACUAGAUGACAUUAUCAAGGCAAACAAGGACUCUCGUAAGAAACGUGGUGGAGCCGUACAAAAAGAAGACGACAAGAAGCCAUUACUACAAAGUACGAUAGCCAAACCGGAGCGUAGCCGAGUGUCCAGGCCAGAACGUAGCCGAAGACGUCGUAGAAGUUCUCUAACUCGACGUCGGAGUUCAGUAGCCAGUCGACGAUCCGUAGCCUCUCAUCGUUCUGUAGCCUCUCAUCGCUCUGUAGCCUCUCAUCGUUUCGUGGCUUCUAGAAGUCGUUCCACAGCUACAGAUGACCUACACUUCCUACGAAUUGGCAACAUCCCAUACAACGUGACCGAACGUGAACUAUGUAGCCUGUUCGAGCAGUACAAACAAGCGACAGUCUUUUUGCAUCAUGAUUCUAGAGGCAGGUCCUUGGGUACGGGAGAGAUUUGUGCUCCAGAAGGCACGGUAGACCGAAUCAGACGGGAUUUUAACGGAGUUUUAAUUGAUAAGAAGAAGCUCGAUAUUAGAAGCGUAGCACCGUUGAUCAAGAUUACCGACAGAAUUAGUGUAGCCAAUGAUGUGAAGAACAGAAGCCAAAGUCACGAUGGAGGGAAGCGAAGAAAUUCAGAUGGAAGUGACAAAGGAGGGAAAAAUAAAAAUGAUGUCAGAGUCCGAAAUGACGAUAAAGAUCAAAAUGAUUCCAAAAAUGAUGGUCAAGAUGCCUCAGUGAGCCAGAAUAGUUCUAGAAGUCACGAUGAAUCAAAAGGAACCGAUUCACAAAAAAGCAGCAACAAUGGAAGCACAGCAGCUAAAAAGUCAAAGAAAAAGAAGAAGAAGACCACGAAGAUGCCAAAAAUAACGACAGAACAGUUGGACAAAGAAUUGGAGCAAUAUAUGGCACAAAAGGCUAAUAUCAAUGACAAUGUUACUGACAAUAGUGGUACUGAUGAAAAAAUUGAAGUAGAUGAACACCCAGAUGACAAAGUAGACGACUCGGGGAUCGAAUCCUAA